ACCCAAACCCCGUCUUAAAAUUACGGAAAACCCCCCACAAAAAUCCCCACAUAAAAGUCGCUUUUAAAUCCCCAGAAUUUUUCGAACAAAAAAAAAACAAAAAAAAACUUGCCCCAGAUUUUCGUACCGGGACCUCUGAAAAUCGAAAGUUUUCCAGUUUUGAGCUGGAAGAGAUGUUGAUGGGUCACACGGAUGGUCUAUCUACGCCUCGUUCCUCGAGGACCAAGCUACUUCCUUAUGCCGAAUCCGAGAUAGAAGAGGAUGACAGUGCAGACUGUUCUGAGAAAAUACUAUACUCGGCCUCAUUUGAAGAGCUUGCAAUGAAUAUCGUUAAGUAUGACACUGUUAUUUGGCUUUCUAUAUCAAUAUUGCUGGUUUUAGCUUGGGGAGUUGGCAUCAUCAUGCUGUUAUAUCUGCCCUUUAAGAGAUAUGUUCUUCAGAAGGAUGUUUCCUCGCGCAAACUAUAUGUUACACCUAGUGAGGUAGUUUACAAGGUUUCAAGGCCAUCUUUCAUACCCUUCUGGGGCAUCACUACAAUUGAGAAGCAUGUAUCCCUUUCCCUGGUGAUUGAUAUCAUUAUAGAACAAGGUUGCUUGCAGUCAAGGUAUGGAAUUCAUACCUUUAGAAUUGAAAGUAUAGCACAUGGAAAAGCUGCGGCUGUAGAUGAACUACAGGUUCAAGGGGUUUCUAACUCUAGUGGUUUGAGGAAGGUCAUCAUAACAGAAGCUGCAAAAGCCAUACAAGAUAGUGGUAUAAGUUGGAAGCCUACUGCUCCCACUGCUGAAGGGGAAAGCAUGGCUUGCACUGGAUCAUUGAGUGAGGGACCUGCUGUUUUGAGAUCACCAUCCAAAAGCUUAAAGAUGGCAGCUUCACCACGCUAUGCCUCAAUAGAACGCAGAGGUGUAGUACCUGGGGAAUUGCUGCUUAAUAAGAUUGAAGAAGUCAAUAAAUCUGUGAAGAAAAUCGAGUUCUUAAUAGAGAAGUCUCGUACUCAGCCUGAGUAAGAGCAGCUGAAGUGAAGUCAGAUAGAACCUAGGCCUGUGAAUUACCUUUGGCAAACAGAAAUCAAGUGGUGAAAGAACAAAGAAGUUCAAGUAUUUCGGCACUUGUCUGUAACUACUGGAAUAGGAUACUAAUAGCUUCCCCAGUUUCCUCGUUUGUAGCUGUAUAGGAUGUUGCAAAGUUGAAAAACGGCACAUGAUUUCCUUGUUGUCUCCUUAUGGUAGAGAUGUGCAUUUUCUUGUGAUUUUCUCUGUAUUUUUGUAUCGGCUGACAUUGCUGAGGCAUAAUUGUAUGAAUUUUGACUUUUUAACUUGUUUGUGUUUGGAAAGGGAAAAGACUUCAAUAUUUUGGAUUGUCCUUGUGACAAAAAA
Molecule: messenger RNA, 1373 nt
Organism: Prunus avium (sweet cherry)
Lineage: Eukaryota; Viridiplantae; Streptophyta; Magnoliopsida; Rosales; Rosaceae
Source: RefSeq, a predicted model, not a curated record